This is a messenger RNA of Colletotrichum orchidophilum, 1323 nucleotides long. RefSeq lists its product as uncharacterized. Lineage: Eukaryota; Fungi; Ascomycota; Sordariomycetes; Glomerellales; Glomerellaceae. The record is from RefSeq and is a predicted model, not a curated record. Bases 1 to 1323 code for a protein of 440 amino acids. The transcript has 2 exons.
AUGCCUGGCAUGAAAAUCACCCACUUGCCGUGUGAAGUUAUCACGGAGAUCCUGAGCCAGCUUGACAAUGUGCGCUAUCUCAAAGCUUCACUACUCUCCUGUCGAUUGUUUCACGACGCCUAUACCCAGCGUCCCAGUCUCGCCAAGAGAAUUAUUCGGAACCAGAUACCCAAGCAACUGUUACCGCAUGCGAUCGCGUUGACGGACGCACGAAGGGUUGUCAUGUCAGAAUCUACUCACAAAGUUUUCGGCUUCGCGCACGAAGAUGUGGAUGCAUUGACAAGCCAUUUCCAAAAGUUCUCGCUCCCGCAACUGAUGGUAAUGGGAAGAACCUACGACCUCAUUGUCGAUUUUGCGUCCGAUUUUGCUGCAAAGGCCUGGACCACCACCACCUUGAGAGACAUCCCGUCCACGAAGUCGUCAUCGAACCAUCUGCUCCUCUCUCCCAAGGAGUGGCUCCGCUUUUGCCGAUGCUUUUAUCGAAUAGAACUCUAUUAUGGACUCUUGACUGAUUUCGGAUUCGGCGAAGAGAACAAAAGGAGCGUCCAUAUGAAGCAAAGCACCCGAGAAAUCGAAGUGGGAGGUAAAGAAAUUGCCUUCGAUCUAGAUGACCAGAUGCACGCAAGCCGCCGCAUGCUUGCUUACCUUGCACCAUGGGAAAUCGAGCAGCUGGGAGCCGCGGUAGAGUAUCUGGGCCAGCGGUUGAUCACAGCUGCAAAGGAGGUGUUGGCUCACGACAUCGUCAUGGGUGUCUAUAAAGCCGACUACGGUCCCUGCGACAGAGGCGACAUCAUGUUGCAGAAAUGGCUUUGUCAAGGCAUCCAAUACCUCCGCAAGAUCGAAACAGCGCCAUAUGCCGCGAAAUGCCGUCUUCUACAACCUGGAAUCGACAUCAUCCCACCCAGUCUGCUUCAGGAACUCUCAAUAUAUCACAUUGAGAACGGCGAGUCUCAUCAUGAUACCAAGCUGAACACGUCGCUGAAGGGAACCAAUAUGGAGGACAUUGACGCUGAUGAAGGACCACGAAAAAGUCUGGACUGCAUUGCUCCUCGUACUGUCAUGAAUCCCGAGUGUGAAGGCUUCAGAGAAACAGCGUACGUGUUUUGGGACCAGGAACGCUUGGAGCAGUACAAUCUCUGCUCGACAAUCUCGUUGGACUCACCUUCCAGGAUGUCAACGGCGCGACUUCAAUGGACCGACAUGGACCAAUUCGACAUGGAGCACAGCUGGGAAGAGAGGUCGAAAAUAUGGACCUCGGAAGGAAGAGGCUACUGGUCCAAAGGGGAUUAUUCAAGGGUUGUGUGGCUUGGCCUGUUUUCUUGA